Vicia villosa (hairy vetch) is the source of this 1500-nucleotide messenger RNA. RefSeq lists its product as uncharacterized. The transcript is spliced from 6 exons. NCBI's taxonomy places the organism in Eukaryota, Viridiplantae, Streptophyta, Magnoliopsida, Fabales, Fabaceae. The record is from RefSeq and is a predicted model, not a curated record. The coding region runs from base 1 to 1500 and encodes 499 amino acids.
AUGUCAAGAGUUCAACUUCUUACUGCUAAGUUUGAGAACUUAAGAAUGAAGGAAAAUGAGAGUAUUCAUGACUUUCACAUGAAUAUUGUUGAGAUAGCCAAUGCUUCUAGUGCACUAGGAGAGAAGAUAUCAUAUGCCAAGUUGGUCAAAAAAAUUCUCAGAUCUCUUCCAAAGAGGUUUGACAUUAAGGUCGCUGCCAUUAAAGAAGCCCAAGAUUUAAAAAACAUGAAGGUUGAUGAACUUAUGGGAUCUCUUCAUACCUUAGAACCAGGCUUUGGUAAAAAUUCUAAGAAGAGUAUAGCCUUUGUGUCUAAUCCUGACAGUACAAAAGUAUCAAAUGUUAAGAACAAGCCACUCGACAUCAGCAAUAAUCAGGAUGUUGGGAGAAGGUCUAGAACUGAAGAUCGGUCCUACCAAGGAAAAGGAGUUCAGUGUCAUGAGUGUGAAGGGUAUGGAAACAUUAAGGCUGAGUGUCCUACUUAUCUCAAAAGGAAGAAGAAAAGUCUAGAUGUGUCAUGGUCAGAAGAUGAUUCCGAGAGUGAUACUAAAAUUGCCAAAUAUGUCAUUGCCCUGGCUGGAGUUUGCGAUGAAGAAUCAGAUUGUGAAGAGAUUACUUUUAAGGAGCUGGCCACAUCCUACAAGGAGUUGUGCCUCAGAAGUGAAAAAGUCUGUCAACAAGUAGAAGAUCAGAAUAAAGCUGUUGCACAGCUUCAGGAUGAAAAGGUGAAACACCUGUCUAUCAUCUUUGAACUGAAGAGUCAAGUUGUAUUGCUCAAUUCACAACUGGACAAUAUGAAUAAGUCUGUUAGAAUGCAGAAUAGUAGUUCUGAUGUGUUGGAUGAGAUUCUUCAAUCUAGGAAUAAUGUUGGGAAUAUUAAAAUUAUUGUCAAAGCAAAGGAGAAGUGGAUUCCCAAAACGGUUGUGUCUGCACUCAUAGCUCACACCUCUCUCAGAGCUUCUACAAGAGAACAUUGGUGCUUUGAUAGUGGAUGUGAAGUUACCAUGAAGGAAAACAGAUCAAAAGAUAAUUGUUAUCUGUGGAGUCCUCAAGAAGUUGAAUGUUCAACUUGUUUGAUGACAAAUGAAGAUGAAGCUAAAUUGUGGCAUCAAAAUCUUGGGUACUUGCACUUGAAGGGUAUGAAGAAAGUCUUAUCAAGUGAAGCUGUUAGAGGUAUUCCCAAGCUGAAGAUUGAUGAAGAAAGAAUAUUUGGUGAAUGCCAAAUUGGGAAGUUGAAAAGUCUUGGUGGAAAGAAAUAUGCAUAUGUCGUUGUUGAUGAUUUCUCGAGAUUCACCUGGUUGAGUUUUAUCAGAGAGAAGUCUGAUGGGAAAAGUACCUCUGGAGGAUGUUUCUUUUUGGGAAACAAUCCCAUUUCAUGGUUCAGUAAGAAGCAUAAUUGUGUAUCUCUUUCCACUGUUGAAGCUGAGUACAUAGCAGCAGGUUGCAGUUGUUCUCAACUUGUGUGGAUGAAGAAAAUGUUGUAUGAAUAUAAUGUCUCAUAA